Messenger RNA from Torulaspora delbrueckii, 1437 nucleotides. It is a transcript of the gene RCI50, whose product is annotated as Rci50p. Gene Ontology annotation, cellular component: i-AAA complex. The transcript has a single exon. Bases 1 to 1437 code for a protein of 478 amino acids. NCBI's taxonomy places the organism in Eukaryota, Fungi, Ascomycota, Saccharomycetes, Saccharomycetales, Saccharomycetaceae. Gene Ontology annotation, molecular function: misfolded protein binding. Gene Ontology annotation, biological process: protein quality control for misfolded or incompletely synthesized proteins. The record is from RefSeq and is a predicted model, not a curated record.
AUGCUGAGAGUAUUCCCCAAGUUCUCCAUUGUCAAUCGGCCGCUUUUUGGUUUAACCAGGCAGUCUUUGAAGAGCUUCCAUUGUAGCUCCCUGAUCAGAAAUGCUGCAAAUGCUUACCAGCAACAGCAGUCCAAGCAACAGAAGAAUGACAAAAUCCAACGUAUUGUGCUUUCCUUGACGGGUCUUUCAGCUCUAUCUUACGGAAUUUGGUACUAUUACUGGCCUCAUCAUACUUUCCCCAGGCCAGUGGCUCAGGUUCUGAGGAAAGGUUUAUGGGCUGAGUCGGAUAAGGAGCAGUUUGAUUAUCAAAAGGCCCUCAGAUUUUACAUUGAAGCACUCGAUGAGUGUAAGAAACUUAAGGUUGACACAAUCAGUGAUGAAUAUACUGGAAUCGAGCUCAAAGUUGCUGAAAUGUAUGAGAAACUCAAUAUGUUUGAAGAAGCCACCGGAGUAUACCUGGAGAUACUUUAUCGCUAUUUUGACGCACUACAUACUCCAGAUAAGGUUCCUGAGGACAAGAGACCAGAUAUGAUAAGGCGAGAUCUGAGAAUAUUGAUAAAAUCACUGGAAACAAACAAGGAUGUCAGUGUGGGCAAGAGGAAUCUUUUAGCACACUUGUUAAUGGCUCAAGAGGAAGUGUUGAGCAGAUCACCAGAGUUGAAGGAAUUUUUCGAACGCAGGAAGCAGAAGGCUAAAAAUCUAUUCCAAGGCAAGGCACUCGAAGCAUCUGACUUCAAAACGUUUGUCAAUGAGGAAACCAUCAAAUUGGAUGACGAAGGGUACAUGAUUCUUGAUUUGCAAAAGAAUAGCAGCGCUUGGGAGCCCUUUAAGGAAGAAUUUUUCACUGCUAGGGAUUUAUACACGGCUUUCUGCUUGUCUUCGAAGGAUAUUGCGGCAGCGUUAAGUUGCAAAAUGACAACUGUUGAAUGGAUGGUGAUGGCCGAUAUGCCACCGGGUCAAAUUCUGCUAUCACAAGCUAACUUAGGCUCAUUGCUUUACUUGCAAGGUGAAAAAUUUGAGGCAGAGAUAUAUCAGCUGGAAAAAAAACGUGAAGAAGACCCUUCGUUACAAAAUGCUGAGACAUUGAUCAAAUCAUUGAGGCAUCUUCAUAGAAAUCGUGACACAUGCCUGGAAAUGGCCACCCAGUGCUACGAUAGCGUCAUCCAAUUUGCCAAGAAAAAUAGUAAAUUGAGAUUCAAUAUGAAAGAUCAAUUGGAUCCUUCUGUCCCACAGGCCAUUGCCCUAUCGACUUACGGGAUGGGUGUGUUAAAUUUACAUCAAGGUCUUUUGGCCAAGUCAGAAAAGUUACUCAAGGAUUCCAUUUCAAUGGCUAGAGAAAUUGAUUUCCAAGAACUACUAAAAGAAGCUAGAAGUGAGCUGGAUAAAGCUGAGAGUUUAAGACUGGAGAAAAAGGACAAACAGGAAACAAAGGCAUAA